Molecule: messenger RNA, 2585 nt
Organism: Lynx canadensis (Canada lynx)
Lineage: Eukaryota; Metazoa; Chordata; Mammalia; Carnivora; Felidae
Gene: BRD9
Product: bromodomain containing 9
Exons: 16
Coding region: 88-1944 (618 amino acids)
Biological process (GO): regulation of transcription by RNA polymerase II
Cellular component (GO): nucleus
Source: RefSeq, a predicted model, not a curated record
UGGCGAGUCAGGGCCGCGGCGGCGGCGUCCACGCUGCGGCCGCGCUUGCUUGCAGCCCUCAGCCCCGCGCCCCGGCCCCGCGCCGCCAUGGGCAAGAAGCACAAGAAGCACAAGACCGAGUGGCGCUCGUCCUACGAGGAUUAUGCAGACAAGCCUUUGGAGAAGCCCCUGAAGCUGGUUCUCAAGGUUGGAGGAAGUGAAGUGACUGAGCUGUCGGGGUCUGGGCACGACUCCAGUUAUUACGAUGACAGGUCAGACCACGAGCGAGAGCGGCACAAGGAAAAGAAGAAGAAGAAGAAGAAGAAAUCCGAGAAGGAGAAGCACCUUGACGACGAAGAAAGAAGGAAAAGAAAGGAAGAGAAGAAGCGGAAACGGGAAAAGGAGCAUGGCGACUCGGAGGGAGAGGCCGACGACUUUGAUCCCGGCAAGAAGGUGGAGGUGGAGCCGCCCCCCGACAGGCCCGUGCGAGCGUGCCGGACACAGCCAGCCGAGAACGAGAGCACACCGAUUCAGCAGUUACUAGAGCAUUUUCUCCGCCAGCUCCAGAGAAAAGAUCCUCAUGGAUUUUUUGCUUUUCCUGUCACGGAUGCAAUUGCUCCCGGAUACUCCAUGAUAAUAAAACAUCCCAUGGACUUUGGUACAAUGAAAGACAAGAUUGUAGCCAACGAAUACAAAUCAGUCACAGAAUUUAAGGCGGAUUUCAAACUGAUGUGUGAUAACGCGAUGACCUACAACAGACCAGACACCGUGUACUACAAGUUAGCUAAGAAGAUCCUUCACGCAGGCUUUAAGAUGAUGAGCAAAGAGCGGCUGUUAGCUCUGAAGCGCAGCAUGUCGUUUAUGCAGGACAUGGAUUUUUCUCAGCAGGCAGCUCUUCUGGGCAACGAAGACACAGCUGUUGAGGAGCCCGUUCCUGAAGCGGCACCUGUACAAGUAGAAACUGCCAAGAAAUCCAAAAGGCCGAGUAGAGAAGUUAUCAGCUGCACGUUUGAGCCGGAAGGAAAUGCCUGCAGCCUGACUGACAGCACGGCAGAGGAGCACGUGCUGGCCUUGGUGGAGCACGCAGCUGACGAGGCUCGGGACAGGAUCAGCCGGCUCCUCCCAGGGGGCAAGAUGGGCUAUCUGAAGAAGGACAGUGACGGCAGCUUGCUCUACAGCGUGGUCAACACGGCCGAGCCGGAUGCCGACGAGGAGGAGACCCACCCUGUGGACCUGAGCUCGCUCUCCAGCAAGCUGCUCCCCGGCUUUACCACACUGGGCUUCAAGGAUGAGAGAAGGGGCAAAGUCACUUUUCUCUCCAGCACCACCACCGCGCUUUCAAUGCACAGCAAUUCCGUGUUCGGCGACUUAAAGUCGGAGGAGAUAGACCUGCUGUAUUCCGCCUACGGGGAUGAGACGGGUGUGCAGUGUGCGCUGAGCCUGCAGGAGUUCGUGAAGGAUGCUGGGAGCUACAGCAAGAAGAUGGUGGACGACCUCCUGGACCAGAUCACCGGCGGGGACCACUCGCGGAUGCUGUUCCAGCUGAGGCAGAGGAGAAAUGUUCCCGUGAAGCCUCCAGAGGAAGCGAAGGCUGGGGACUCGCUGGGCGACAGCAACUCCGUCCUGGACUUCAUGUCGACAAAGUCCUACUCGGACGCCUCCCUGGACAUCUCCAUGCUUGGUUCUCUAGGGAAAGUGAGGAAGGAGCCUGACGCAGACGACAGCCACCUGAACCUGGAUGAGACGGCGAAGCUCCUGCAGGACCUGCACGAGGCACAGGCAGAGCGCGGGGGCUCCCGGCCGUCCUCCAACCUCAGCUCCCUGUCCAACACCUCCCCCUCCGAUAGGGACCAGCACCACCUGGGAAGCCCUUCUCGCCUCAGCGUCGGGGAGCAGCCAGAGGUGACCCACGACCCAUACGAAUUUCUUCAGUCUCCGGAACCUGCAGCCUCUGCAAAGAGCUAGCCUUGUGGAUAGACUUCCGUUAGUUUUUAUUUUUUUCUUUGUGUGUACGGAGUUUUUGUCGUGAGACAGAGACUUUCGUCUUGUCCCCUCUGGCGUGCGGGAAGCAGCCCCGGGAGGUGGGGAGGUGUCUCUGGCAUCAUGUCAGCCACACGCGGAUCCCGUGUUUCUGUGGGUCGCCCCGUGAAUGCUGGACAGUGGACAGCACACAUACAGGUGUGUGACCGGGCGGGGUCGAGCCGUUGUGCUUUGUCUCUUGAGCUUUGAGGGGUCUGUAAAGCUCCUCCCUGUGGCCGGCCGGGACACGCUGUCCUGCCCCAGCAUCCUUCCCGAGCACCCCUCGGGAGGCAAGAGAUGCCCACGCUGGGGGUCCCGUGUGCUGUUUGCCCUGCCCGCCCUCCCCGUCGUCCCCACAUUCCCGAAGCAGGUCGUGGUGGGGCUGCAACCCUCCUGGCCUGGGACAGGCUCUGUGCUGGGCGAGGCCUGCCUUCUGCCGGAAGCUGACACUGCCCCCUGGCGACAGUGGUGUGCUGUGUCCGUAGACUUUUUUAAUCUGGAUGUGUUUACUGGAUGCCUGUUUACAUUUGCAAAACGUAGAGAUCUCAAUAAAAUACAGAGCGAUUGCACGUAAUUGUUUGCAGCCC